AAAGUUCCGAAAUGGAUGAGAAGCAAGCGAAAAGCCCUCAAGGAACCACGCCCCGUCACAUGUCCAGGACGUUCUCCAAGCAAAAGCAGCUCGCAGAGGAGAGGACUUCGCGGCGCGAUCUUACAGGAAGCAAGAAGCGGCGGCCCCAUUCCAAGGACACGAUAAGGGCUUUGCAAGAAACUACCGACGUUGAAGCAGCCCCGUCCUACGUGACCAAUAUCAAGGCAGCAAACGCCAAGUCCAUGGUCAAUGAGGGCAUCGAGUUGGAGAAAGCACAUUCGCCGUCUUCAGACGACAGGACUACGCGACAGGAUCAGCGAACCCACAAGGGGAGGCGUUCCCACACAAAAGAACUUGCUAAGGGUGCACAAGACACUAUUCAUAAUGACAUAGCCCAGCAGCGCGCCACAUAUGCCCGGGCCCAGGACGCCAAGUCUCCGGAAAAUGGCGGAUCCGACCACGUCCAGGAGGCCGCUGGUGGUGAAACAAGGCCUGCGCAACCGACCUAUGCCCAGUCCGGGAAACCAAAGCCUCCACCCAGUGCCGGCAUCGAUCUGAGCAAGUUGUGUUCGGAGGAUGCCAACGCGCAAAUCCAGCUUAAAGCGAGUGCUGUCAAGGCCGAAAGCGCCACUAAUUCCACCAUCGCAUGUGAAGAAGGGCCGUCGAUUCCCACUGCUGUCGACACGUCUAACCAAACCAGGAGCGCCAGCACACUGCUUCGGUGGUCCAGACAUGCAAAGACAAGGCCGUUGGUGGAAGUGGGAAUGCUUCUCGUCACACUGAGCGGGCUUAUCCUGAUCGUAUUCUUGCUGUACAUCCACGACGCCCCGACAACCAUGGUGUGCCAUAACGACGUUUGCGAACACUACAACCAGCUGCUGCGCGAGUCCCUGGGCUCCGCCGAGGACGCCUGCCACGACUUUCACCAGUUCGUGUGCUCCCGCUGGGAGGCAGCGCACGAGCGUUCGCUCCAGCACUACGUCCACAAGCGCUUCUUCGAGAAGGUGUACGCGGAGGCACUCACUACCACCGUGCCCCGAACUGGCCAGACCGCCGCGCAGAAAGCCGUCAUGUUCUACAGGUCGUGCUUUCGCGUUUCUAACGCGGAGAUAGACCAUCUGGAGACCGUCAAGGAACUCCUGCUCGACGCUGGCGUCACGUGGCCGGAGCUCAGCAACUCCCCCAACCUCCUGCGUACGCUGUUCCUCAUGACGGCCGCUUGGAACUGGGCCAGUCCCCUCCAAUUCCUCGUGCACCGUGAGGGCAGACUUGAAGUGAAGCCCGACGCGUUGUACCGCGACGUGCUGGCAAAGAGGAACGACAUGUUGAAAGCCGUAGCGCAGAGAUCCUACUACGCCGACUACUACGACAGAAUGGUGCAGGCGUUUGCUCGGUCAGGAGGGCAGGAGCUUCCAUACGCGGAGAUGCUCACACUCGAGUCCAGCGCCAUCUCACAGCUCUUUCCAUUCUACGCGCCUGUCAAUUCGACAUCAUUGGACAAUGCAAGCUUGGACGACAUCGUGGCCCUGGCGGGGAACGUCUUUCCCAACCAUGUCUGGCAGGAAGAACUGCGCAUGCUGGGCAACACUACGGCGAUGUCUGUGUAUAACGCGGAAUACACGUUCAGAAUCCAUAACGCUGCGUUCUUCGCCGCCUUCUUUGAAUUCACCAAAAAAGAAGGAGAAGAGCGAACAGCCUACUACGUCGGCUGGUGCGUGGUUCAGGUGGCAUCGCAGCUGGCAAACCGGGACCUGGUCCGCUUCUCAUACCAGAGUGUCAAGGAAGUCGCUCCAGGCCACGCUAAGCUUUGCUCCACGCUCGCACACAACUACUACGGUCUCGCGUUCUACGCCAGACACAUGAAGCAGCAACACACCGACGGAGUGAUCAAAGGCGUCUCCGCCAUGAUGCAUAACAUCCGGGCCUCAAUCCGCGCGAACAUAAACGAUACGCUUGGGAGACCGCUGCUCCCGGCCGUUCCAAUGCUGAGCGCGGACAGCCACCCGGACGACGCCCUGCGAAUAUUGAAGGAACUAGAAGACAGAACGCUCAACGCCGCGUACAGCCAGUUUCCAGACAUGAGCGAGAACGUAUGGGAGAACAUCGCAGCCGCUACGAGCGCCACACGGCGGUCUGACAUGGAGAUUAUGAUGAAAGGAAACCUGGGGAGUGAUGAGGUACCCCGAGUCAUCUACUAUUUCAAUGACAAGGCUGGUUUCGAGUUUCUACCGAUGGCAUUCGAAGCGCCCGUGUACAGCACCCAAGCCUUAGACGCCACCAACUACGGUGUGCUAGGAAGCGAGAUCGCCGCCGCCUUCGUCGAUUUUCUGUUCGCGGCCCUCCUGGGAGCAGACAACGAGACGCGAGCUGAUUUCGAGGCGAAGACCUUGUGCUUUGUGGAAUCACUGCCGCCGAACUUAACCGAUGCUACAAACGCGCGGGCGCUCUUGAAGCGAGCGGUAUCACUAAGAAUUGUUUACAGCGCGUUCCAUGCACCGAUCGACCGGCAAGGGACGGAAAUGAGGCUCGUAGGCCACCUAGACAUCACGGAGAGGCAGAUGCUGUUCAUCUUCUGGUGCCUGUACCAAUGCAGUACUCCUGACGCACAGUACAAGUGCAACGUUCCGGUGAAGACGUUCAGGCAGUUCGGGGCUGCCUUCGGUUGCCUCCGUGGCAGCGAAAUGUACAGCGGACAAGAUUGCCCAGUGCUAGUGUAAUUGCCGUGGAUGAAAUGACGCCCAGCCAACCAGCCACAUUCGCAGUGCCGGAGCGUUCGCAGACACGUACUGUAGGCACUACUACUAUGCGUGGCGCUCAACAAGUCACUCUUUGUGCGAAGGAAAAUACCUCUUUUGUGUAGACUAGCAGCAGUGACAGCUAGUGCUCACGUGUAUUUUCUCUUGUUCCUUGCCACCAAGGGCGGACUUCGCGACUGUGGACUGAACUCUGCUUACUUUCGAUAGGUUACAUCUGUUUUGCCUAUCAUGCGCAAUGUCAAUCUUUGAUGAUUAUAAUUACCUGAUUUAGACCACUGCUGGCGAUUAGCAGUGGUUCUUGUUCUCGCCUAUGUCUUGUGGAAUUGAUGCGCCAAAACAUUGUGCGCUAUGCAAUGGUAUUUGAGCUGGUAAUAUAUGCAGAU
Molecule: messenger RNA, 3139 nt
Organism: Dermacentor albipictus
Lineage: Eukaryota; Metazoa; Arthropoda; Arachnida; Ixodida; Ixodidae
Product: endothelin-converting enzyme 2-like
Biological process (GO): protein processing
Cellular component (GO): plasma membrane
Molecular function (GO): metalloendopeptidase activity
Source: RefSeq, a predicted model, not a curated record